AUGGAUAAAUUUGACCUGAUUGAGCUCAUUGGGGAAGGCACCUUUGGGAAGGUGUACUUGGCUAAAGAUAAAUCAGAAAGCCGGCACUGUGUCAUAAAAGAGAUCAGCUUGACAAAGGAAAAAGAGGCUUCAAAGAACGAAGUGAUUCUUCUGGCUAAGAUGAAGCAUCCCAAUAUUGUAACCUUCUUCAGCUCAUUUCAAGAGAACAGCAGGCUGUUUAUUGUAAUGGAAUACUGUGACGGAGGGGAUCUCAUGCAAAGGAUCCAGAGGCAGCAGGGAGUGUUAUUCAGUGAAGACCAGAUUCUGUGUUGGUUUGUACAGAUUUCUCUAGGACUGAAGCAUAUUCACGGCAGGAAGAUAUUACACAGGGACAUAAAAUCUCAGAAUAUUUUUCUUUGCAAGAAUGGAAUGGUUGCAAAGCUUGGGGACUUUGGAACAGCAAGAACACUGAAUAACUCUAUGGAACUGGCUCAAACAUGUGCUGGGACACCUUACUACCUGUCCCCAGAGAUCUGUCAGAACAGGCCAUACAACAAUAAAACGGACAUCUGGUCUCUUGGCUGUGUCCUCUAUGAGCUGUGCACACUUAAGCAUCCUUUUGAGAGUGACAACUUACACCAUCUGGUUCUGAAGAUUUGUCAAGGACGUGUCGCUCGCAUAUCACCCCACUUCUCUCUUGACCUACAGUCCUUGGUACCUCAGCUCUUUAGAGUGUCUCCUCAGGAUCGGCCAUCUAUUAAUUCCCUUUUGAAAAGGCCCUUUUUAGAAACUUUUAUUGCCCGAUACUUGUCUCCUGAGGUCCAUUCAAGAAGAAUUCAGUCCCAUGCUCACACGGAGAACGUGGCUGUCGGCCACACAGCUUGUUGGAGAGGUAGUCCGUGGUCUGCUGCAUACCUUCAGAGGAAGUCUGAAGCUCAGCAAUAUAAGUUAAACGUGGAAAGACAGUUGGGUCUUCGUCCAUCUUCUGUGGAGUCACAUCUAAAUGAAAGAGUAAAGCUACAAAGCCACCAGGAGGAGACUGCGUUCCAGGAGCUUCGGUAUAGGAAGAACAAAAUGAAGGACCAGGAGUAUUGGAAACAGCUAGAGGCAAUCCGCCAACAGUACCACAGUGACAUGAAGGAAAUCAAAAAGAAACUGGGGAGAGAGCUGAAGAGAGCGAUAAAGUUUGAAAUCAGCCUAGAUAAAUGUAUUUUGGAGGAAGACAUCGUCCAAGAGAAUGAGGCAGUGGAUAAACUAAAUGACACUUUAAGCUUUGAAGAUGGCACGAAGUUUCAGGAGUAUAAAUGUAUGGGGGAACAUGAAGAUUAUACAGACAGGGCCUUUGAAGAACUCUGUGGCCCAGAAGCAGAGGGUUUCUUUCAGGAUAUCAUUGCCACAGAGAACAGGAGACAGUGGGAUGCCAGAGCACCUCAGACUCUGCUGCAGAUAAUGGCAACAGCAGACGUCACUUCCACCUGCCCCACCAUGCCGGAUGAUGGCCAAGUUAUUGUGAUGGAAGGUAGUCCAGAAAACGGGAAGCAGUGGUGGUGGGAUGUGCCAGGGACUCCGAGUGCUUUGGCAGCAGAUCGUGCCUGCAGUGGCUCAUUGUCUGCCGGUAAAGGAGAAACUGUAAUCAUCAAACCAGAGCUUCCUAAAGAAGACCGGGAAGAGGUAGAAGGAGCCAUGGGCAUUAUGGUGGAUGAUGAACAGCUGGAGCCAGGAUUGGAUGAAGAUGACGUAACAUUUGAAGAAUCUGAAGAUGGGCUGAGAAGUGAAAUAAUAGAAUCUCUAGAAAAACUUGCAGCUUCCACAGAAGAAAGGGAACAGGUUACCAGUUCCUCCAAGAAUGCUGAGAAGCCAGGAGAGACAGAAAAGACAAACUUGCCAGUCUAG
Molecule: messenger RNA, 1872 nt
Organism: Grammomys surdaster
Lineage: Eukaryota; Metazoa; Chordata; Mammalia; Rodentia; Muridae
Gene: Nek5
Product: NIMA related kinase 5
Exons: 18
Coding region: 1-1872 (623 amino acids)
Biological process (GO): protein phosphorylation
Molecular function (GO): ATP binding; protein kinase activity
Source: RefSeq, a predicted model, not a curated record